GUAAGCGAUCUGAUGAAAUAUGAUGUCACCAAUCAAAAUAGUUUAAAAUCUACGGAACCGUGGAAACAAACAGAAAGAAAAUAUUCAAAACCAUUUGAUAAAGAAGAACGUUUUGGACUAACAUCAAAAGAUAAAACAGAAGAUGGAAGUAAUGGCAAAAACGGAACGAAAAUUGGAAUUGCAACUAAAGAGAAUAUGAAAGAAGCUACAAUUUGUGACAUGUCUUUGAGCUCCUGGCGAAAUCUAAACAAACAUAAACUCGGAACUACAUGCGAUCCAAUUCAAGGAACAAAACACCUUUCUGUUGACCAUACUUAUGGCAUCAAAUCUAUUAGUGACAACAUUAAAGUUUCUCAAAUAAUCCAUGAUAAUAAAUUUGACGAUAAUGAAAAUUUAAGUUUGAAUGUUGAGAGUUUAGUCGCGGAUUUGAGGAAAAAACUGAAAGUGAGUGGCUUUCGAAAUUUUAGAGAAUUUGAAUAUCUUUUGAGAACUUCAGUUUAUUUUAUUUUUGCUAAUUUUAUAAGAGUUCUGAAGAUUUUAACUAUAUUAAAUAUAAACAAAAUUUUACAACUUCUCGACUAUCGUAACGGAUUUCAUGAUAACAAUUUGAAUGUUGAAAUUCAGCCUAAUAGAGAUAUAAGCGAUGGUAAAAAGAAAAAUUGGUCUUCAACGACUUCCUAUUCCCAAUAUACCAAAGCUUCUCAAUAUGGACAGUUGAGUAAAGAGAGGAUUCUUAAUUAUACAACGAAAACGGUUGUUCCAGACAAAAGAAAUUAUGAUCGAGUUAAAAAUUUGAAAUUAAAGUAUGAUUUAAGCUCUUGA
Molecule: messenger RNA, 822 nt
Organism: Octopus sinensis (East Asian common octopus)
Lineage: Eukaryota; Metazoa; Mollusca; Cephalopoda; Octopoda; Octopodidae
Exons: 4
Coding region: 13-822 (269 amino acids)
Source: RefSeq, a predicted model, not a curated record